Molecule: messenger RNA, 8521 nt
Organism: Anopheles arabiensis
Lineage: Eukaryota; Metazoa; Arthropoda; Insecta; Diptera; Culicidae
Gene: Sos
Product: protein son of sevenless
Exons: 21
Coding region: 1402-7062 (1886 amino acids)
Biological process (GO): Ras protein signal transduction; positive regulation of GTPase activity
Cellular component (GO): plasma membrane; nucleosome
Molecular function (GO): structural constituent of chromatin; protein heterodimerization activity; guanyl-nucleotide exchange factor activity
Source: RefSeq, a predicted model, not a curated record
CACACAUAUAUCGAGUGAGUGAAGUCCGAACGGUGGAGGUGGUCACUGCACACGAACGAAAAUCACGCGAAAAUUUACACACGAAAAAAGGUGAAACUGCAGACUGCGAAUCGCAACACGCAAACGGCCAAUCACGGAGUGAAAAUGUUUAUCGCCGCAACAAUCAAUAACAGCAAGCUGUUCAGGCUUUGAUGGCGCUUACACCAGCCGCCUCACCAGCAGCAGCAGCAGCAGCAGUAUCAGUAAAGGUGUUGUCAGUGUUGCCAUCGUCGACGUCGUCACUGCAGCUGCCGACGACCAUGGUGCAACGGGUAGUAGUAGUCGCCACUGCCGAUGCCACCGCUGUCGCCGCCGCCGACUCCACCCUUCACGGAUGAUACAGCCCGGACGGACGGACGGACGGACGACGACGGAUGAGGCCCGCCCGAAACGGACGAUGACGAGGAUGCUGGUGCGCCUCCUGCCCGUUGUGUGUGUGUGUAGUGUUUUGCAUAUGCCGUUGUUGUUGUGUUGUCCUUGCUGUUGGUGAUCAUGUUACAGCAGUGCCGGUUGGGGCCACUUUCUUCUUGCGCGUAAAACAAAGCCUGCCGAGGAUUGCACAUACUCACAACACUCUCCGUCUAUCUAUCUCUCUAUCUCUCUGUCUGUCUCUCUGUCUCUCUGUCUCUCGCUAUACAUCUGUGUUCCCGCUCCAUACUGCACCGGAUUCAUAGUUCGGAAAACUUCACCCACUUGGGAGUGUUGUGUGAGCGUACUGACGAAACGCCGACAAGUGUUUGUGCACGCGCGUGUGUGUGUGUGUGUGUGGGACAGUGGUCCAACAUUCCGGCAGUCCCGGGUGUGCGCCGCGAUUAGCGAAGUGAUUUGUGGUCACCGUUGUUCCUAAUAGAAAGGAAGUCGACAAAAGCUGGCAAUCGUGCAUGCGUGUUUGUGUUGUGGCACAUUCUGAUCUGAAGGAUAUCGGCGAAAACGAAGCAAAUUAAGGUGAUUUGAAAGUGAAAUUUAACUAGAAAAGUAAAACAGUACCAGUAUAAUACGUCUGGGACAUCCCAGGAGCGCGGAGGUUGUGGCUCGCUCGUCCUGCACCAAGUGCGGCGACUGGCGCAGAGAAAGAGAAGGCCCGUGGCCUGUUGUGUUGCACAGUGGCUUAGCAACCGCGGCCAAAUAGCCUACUCUAGAGUGUGUACUGGUGCCACCACUUUGUUGCACUCGCCAAAACAAAACAAAACAAAAAACGGUCCGGUGCGGCACACGUCUUAGCUGGCAGAAAGAAAGAAAAAAAAACCCAGCCACAGCAUAUCCUGCAAAGCAUAAAGUACGAGCAACGUGUGCGUGUGUGUGCGUGUGUAUAUGUGUCGUCUGCCCGGGUGUACGCACUGGUCCGGUGCCGAAGGCUAAAGCAUGUUCUCUGGCAGUUCGCAUGUAUCGAUCACGGAUGCGGCUGAUUACGAUUUCGAGAAUGCGGAAAAUGCGGCCAAAUGGAGGGGCUUGUUCAUCUCAUCGUUGCGGAAGGUGCUCGAGCAGGUGCAUCCUUCGCUGCAGGCCCGGGAGGAUGCGUUGCUGUACGUCGAGAGCCUGUGCCUGCGAUUGUUAGCGACACUGUGUGCGAAGCCACCGCCGCACACGGUAAUGGACGUGGAGGAUCGUAUCAUCCGUACCUUUCCGACCCCGAUCGAUAGGUGGGCACUGGGGGAGGCACGCGAAACGAUAGACAAGUCGAAAAAGAAGAAACCGGUGCUACCAGUUGAUCGUGUGCAUACGCUACUGCAGAAGGAGGUGCUGCAGUACAAAAUCGACAGUUCCGUAUCGCUGUUUCUGGUGGCCGUGCUCGAGUACAUAUCCGCCGACAUCCUGAAGCUGGCUGGGUACUAUGUGAAGAACAUACGCCACAUCGAAAUUACCCGCGAGGACAUCGAGGUCGCCAUGUGCGCUGACAAGGUACUGAUGGACAUGUUCUAUCAGGGCGAAAGCUCCAACUCGAUGGCACCGAGUCCGCUUCCACCGACGCCCCGCGCCAGCCUCAGCUACGAGGAGGUCGUAAAGGAACUGAUCCACGACGAGAAACAGUAUCAACGGGAUCUGCACAUGAUCAUCCGAGUAUUCCGGGAGGAGUUAGUUAAGAUAGUUAAGGAUCCAAAAGAGCUGGAUUUAAUAUUUUCCAACAUAAUAGACAUUUACGAAGUGUCGGUGACGUUGCUGGGAUCGCUCGAAGAUGUGAUAGAAAUGUCCCAGGAGCAAACGCCACCGUGUAUUGGUAGCUGUUUUGAAGAACUGGCAGAAGCGGCUGAAUUCGACGUGUAUGCAAAGUAUGCAAAGGAUAUUACAUCGGUGACGGCGAAGGAAGCGCUAGCCAAUUUGUUAGCCCGACCGGAGGUAGCCAGUUCACUGAUGUCAGCCGGGCAUGGUUUCAAGGAGGCGGUCAAAUUUUACCUACCAAAACUACUAUUAGGGCCCAUCGGGCAUGCGCAGUUAUAUUUGGAUUACAUUAAGGUUUUACUACAGCUUAGUCCCUCGCAGGAGGAUAAAGAGAGCUUUGAGCAGGUGCAAGGGUUGCUGAAACCGCUGCAGUGCGAGCUGCAGAGCAUUUCAUCACUCCUGCCGAAAGAAUACUUUACGCGCGUGAACAGCCGUGCACGGCGGCAGUCGGCGAUCGAGAAAACGCGUGACCUGCAAAACACGGUCGAGCACUGGGACAAGGACGUGGGCCAGUGCUGCAACGAGUUCAUCCGGGAGGAUACGCUCGCGAAGCUGAGCUCGGGCAAGCGGCAGACCGAGCGGAAGGUGUUCCUGUUCGACGGGCUGCUGGUGCUGUGCAAGGCGCGGCGCCAGAUAGUGCCGGGCAACAACUACGACUACCGGCAGAAGGAGCGGUUCUUCAUGCGCAAGGUCGAGAUCAUCGACCGGCCCGACACGGACGAGCUGAAGCACGCGUUCGAGAUUUCGCCCCGCGAGCAGCAGAGCGUUGUACUUAUCACCAAGAACGCCCAGCACAAGAACGACUGGAUGGCGGACCUGAUCAUGCUGAACACGAAAUCGAUGCUGGAGCGCAUACUGGACAGCAUCCUGCUCGACAUCGAGAAGAAGCACCCGCUCCGGCUGCCGAGCCCGGACAUGUACAAGUUUGCCGUGCCGGACGGGCCGUCGAACAUCGUGCUGGAGGAGCGCGAGGGCACGGGUGUGCCGCUGAUCAAGGGUGCGACACUGUGCAAGCUGAUCGAGCGGCUGACCUACCACAUCUACGCCGAUCCGAUGUUUGUACGCACGUUUCUGACCACGUACCGGUCGUUCUGCUCGCCGAAGGAGCUGCUCCAGCUGCUGGUCGAGCGGUUCGACAUACCGGAUCCGGCCGUCGUGUACGAUCCGGCGGCGGAAAAGGAGCUGGCCGGCGACACGGACAAGUUCCACAAGAACUCGCAGCGGGAGGACUGGAAGCGGUACAAGAAGGAGUACGUGCAGCCGGUACAGUUCCGCGUGCUGAACGUGCUCCGGCACUGGGUCGAUCAUCAUUUCUACGACUUUGAGCGGGACGGCGAGCUGCUCGAGUCGCUCGAACGGUUUCUGGAGACGGUGCGCGGCAAAUCGAUGCGCAAGUGGGUUGAUUCGGUGAUGAAGAUCGUUCAGCGGAAGAACGAAAGUGAAGACAAUCACCGGCAAAUAACGUUCGCGUUCGGGCACAGUCCGCCGGCGAUUGAGCACCAUCUGCCGCUGAACGGUGAGAACGAGUUCAACCUGCUAAUGCUGCAUCCACUCGAGCUGGCGCGACAGUUGACUCUGCUGGAGUUUGAAAUGUACAAGAAUGUCAAACCCUCCGAACUGGUUGGCUCGGUGUGGACGGGGAAGGAUAAAGAAACAACUAGUCCUAAUUUAUUGAAAAUAAUGCAUCACACCACUAAUUUUACACGCUGGAUCGAGAAAUCGAUCAUUGAGGCGGAAAACUUCGAGGAGCGCGUCGCGAUGGCGAGCCGCGCGAUCGAGGUGAUGAUGGUGCUGCAGGAUUUGAACAACUUCAACGGCGUGCUGUCGAUCGUGUCCGCCUUCCAGGGGGCGGCCGUCCAUCGGCUCAAGCUGACGCUGGAGGACAUCCCGAAGCGCCACCAGCAGGUGCUGGCCGAGUGCCGGGAGCUGAACAAUUCGCACUUCAAGAAGUACCAGGAGAAGCUGCGCUCGAUCAAUCCGCCGUGCGUGCCGUUCUUCGGCAUGUACCUCACCAACAUACUGCACAUCGAGGAGGGCAAUCCGGACUUUCUGCCCAACACGGAGCUGAUCAACUUCUCCAAGCGGAGGCGGGUGGCCGAAAUAACGGGCGAAAUACAGCAAUAUCAGAAUCAGCCGUACUGCUUAAAAGUCGAUCCUAGCAUAAGGAAUUUUCUAGAGAAUUUAGAUCCUUUUAAAGGAAUGAGCAUCACGGAAAUUCAGAACUAUCUGUACGAGGAGAGCAAACGGAUAGAGCCGAAAAACUGUCGCCAGCCGUUGAAAUUCCCCAAAAAAUGGCCGGACAUUUCGUUGAAGUCGCCCGGCAUUAAGCCGUCGUCGAGGCGCAACAACAGCUCAGCCAACUCGUCGAUGACGCUGCCGGGCACGCUGCCGUACAGCAAAACGUCCCUACUGGCGAAUAGUGACACGGGCGAACAGUCGCCGCCGGCUUCCUCCUCCUCGUCCGUGCACGACUACUCCAUCUUCGCAUCGGUCAACAUUCACUCCUCCUCGUCCGGGACGUCCUCGCUCUCGUCGCUCUACUAUCAGCAGCAGCAGCAACACCUACAGCAACAGCUUCAGCAGCAGCAGCAGCAGCAGCAUCACUCUGGUUUCUACCACGGCCAGCAGCAGCAGCAGCAGCAAGGUGGCGGGGUUGUCGCUGGCAGUAGCAGCGGCUCGUCACAGUACUCACAUCACGGCAGUGCGCACCACCAUCCACACCAGCAGCAGUACCUGCCGCAUCACCAUCCGCAUCACCAUCACCAUCACCACCACCAUCCGCAUCACUACCAUCCGAGCUUCUCGCAGUCGAUCGCGAACCUGACGACGGCCGGCGGGGACAGCCAGAUGGCGCCGGAGAUACCGCGCCGCUCGGACAGUAUUAUACUGACCAACACGAACCAGCUGCUGGCCGGCAGCGGCUGCCUGUCGGAGAGCAGCGGUGGCAGCUACAACGGCGGCAAGCUGCUGCCCAGCCCGCGCUACCCGUCCGCCUCGAUGACGACCCUACCGUCCUCGUCGUCCUGCUCGGCGGCGGGCACUUCCGGUGGCGGUACCGGCGGGAUGGCCGUCGGCGCCUCCAGCUACUCGAUCGGGGGCAGCCUGUACAGUGGUUCCAGUAGCGAAGCAUCCGGCUACGGUACUGCUAGCUCAGUGACGUCAUCGUCGGCGGCCAGUAUUGUUUCAAUGUCGCACAACGAUGCUACGGUGCAGCAGCAGCAGCAGCAAGGGUCGGCGGUGGUGAUCCCUCAUCCCGACAUUCCACCGGCAAUCAGUCCACGCACUGACAAACCACAACCAUUGCAUCCACCACCACCACCUCCACCGUCCCUGCAGCAUGCAGCUAGUGCAAGUCCGGGAGCUACCGCGGGCAGCGGCAGCAGCAUCGCCGGCUCCUCAAUACUGGCCAACAUGGCAGCGGUAGGAACAUCCAUCGCCAACAGUACUAGCAGUAACUUUAGACAUAGUGCAUCCAAUUCUAUCAAAAAUCAAAACUGUGAUUUUACUUACACCAUCCCGGGCGGUGGUGGUGGUCCCACGGGCAGCAGUGCGAGCGGUGCCCCGCCACCGCCGACCAAUUCCAGCGGACGACCGUCGUCCUGCGAGCAUUCGCCCGUCUAUCCUUCCAGCCCGAAAAUCCAGCUCCAGCAUAAUCAUCCCACCGCGGGAGCGGCUCUGCCACCUGUCUGCCCGCACCACCAUCAUCAUGCCGCCUAUCAUCAUCACACCGAUGCGGCGGCUGCGGUCGAUGGUGGUGGGCCGGCGGCCAAUUCGAUCCAGUACAACAGCAGCGUGUCACCUUCCGCCAGCAGCCACCAUCCGUGUCACCUGUGUGCGGGCGGUGUGGACGCAGGCGGCAGCUUGUCGAACAAUGCCGACAUUGGUCCGACACCGAUCUCACCGCACGUCAACGUACCAAAUACGCACAAUGUGCUACCACCCCCGGCGCCUCCACUACCUCCUAGGGCUAAGCGAAAAGAAUCUUCCAUGGAUUCGACCCAGUCGUCGCAGAUGCGGCAGGCGCCGGACGCACCGACGCUACCACCGAGAGACGUUAGUCCGCCGCCACUACCGCCUAGGAUUUACACACAGUCGUCACACUACCAGUUCGGAGUGGCCAGCCAGACCGGCACGACGCUGCUACUUAACUACACGCAAAGUCCGGGUGUGUGCGGCGGUGGUGGUGUCACCGGUACCGGCAGCAGUAGCUUUCCAAUGGACACCUCCAACUGGAACCAUUCCUCAUUCCAUGCGAAGGAUGAAUCGACGUCUUCGUCCUCGUCCUCGUCGACGCUAACGCGGGACAAUUUGAACCAGCACAAUCAGCACAGUGUCGGCGGCACGACGGCAAGCAGCAGCAGCCAGAACAGCAGCAGCAUGGAGCAGCGGCUGCUAAUGCUACCCCAUACCAGCACGAUCAUGAUGCGGCGCAACUCGGCGAUGGAUCGGGCGGCGAAGGAAAACAUUCCCAACAUUGCCACCUCGAGCUCGCUGUCCGGGCUGUCGACGAUCGCUGGCGGCAGCGCGGGUGGUGGUGGUGUCGGUGGAGCGAACGUGGUCCCGGGCGUUGGGGUCAGUGGCAGUGGAUCGACAAUGAACUCUAGCGGCGGUCCCAGCGUUUCCGGUUCGCUCGGCAGCAGCGGUGCGUCCGUCGGCAGUAGCCCAUCAGCGGUGAAGAACAAGUCGGUGCAGAACUCACCCAUCUCGGGGCAGGCGCAGCAGCCGAAUGUACUUUGCCGAAGGGCCAGUACAAACAUUUCGCCCCGCUUUUCGCCCGGCGAAACGACACCAAAACUACCCCCCAAACCGAAACAGAACAGUAUAAGUUCAGAUCGUACAAUGUUUCCCUAUCCCAGCACGAACUGACCCAACGGUAGUCCCGGCGGUGGACGCUACUUCAUACGCUAGCCCGUUACAACACCGGUGCAAAUGGACCCCGCAUGGACGACGGUACAAACGUGACAACAACAACAACUUUGUGCUGUUGUGCUGUUUCAAUUGAAUUGAGAAGGAAUAACGCUUACACAAAGUGUUGAAGUGGAAUGCUGACAAAAAGGGGAUCAUCUCGGGGCGCCUUCUGCGCGCUUUAGUUUACACAAGGGACGGGCCAGUGGUGGUGGUUUUGGUGUUGUGGAACUGGUAUUAUUUGUUGAUGCCAAAAACAUCUCAAUCCGUACGAACAUGCAUAAUGAUUCGCAUUUUACGAAUGUGUGUGCCAUAGAGCGGAAGUUUCUUACGCCCCAGAAGUUUCCGUUUUGUUUUGUCUCCUGUUUCAAUUUGACCUUUUAAUCUUCCAGCUGCUGCUGUUGCCCGGUCAAGAGUACCCCUCCUGCAGCUUUUAGUUUGAUUUUGUCUUAAGAAAAAGGGAAGAGUUUUUAAUGUGUGACUACACUUUGCGCCGACGAUGUGUUGUGCGUGGCAAUGGUGGGAAAAAAGUAUUAAUUCGUUUGAAAUUGGCACGCCACAAAAAAGUGCCGCAUGACAGCGACAAAAGAACACAUGAUCGCUACAGGUAUUGGAGGCAUUGUUUAGUGGGUUGAUAGAGAUUUGAACUAAUUACACCUUACCUAUCACAUACAUGUUGGUAGUACUUGCACAUGGUUGGUUAAUAAUUUUUCAGUUCCAAUUUCAAGUGCCACGUCGAAAGGAAGCUGCAUGGAAUGAUUUGGAUUGAAGCAAAAUUGUGCUGUCACAUUUGGCGUGUUACCUCUCUGUCUGUUCGAUGAGGAUCACAUAGUAGGCAUUUUUUUUUUAAAUUGUAAAUCGAAGACGCACUGUAUAGCUGGAAUGCAGCAAAAAAAAACAAUACAACAAAACAUUACAAAACAAACAUUAGUUCGUUCGUGCGCACGUUUUGAGCUCGCUCGUGCAGCAGUGUAAUGUUGCUGUAGUGUAAGCGUAUAAGAUGAAGAUGAUAUGCAUUAUAUAGCACAAAAGGGAAAAAAGAACCAUGUGAAGAAACAAAAAUACACACAGCCCCACAUAAACACAUUUUGGAACAGAUAGAGCAGAUAAUUUGAUUGUUGUGUAAUGUAGAUGUUUUAUAUGGAUGAUUAAAAGAAGAAAAAACAAACAAACAAACAAACACACUAUUCUAGCAGGAUAUAGAAAGAGAGAGAGACAGAGGGGUAACUAGAAGCAGGAGAAAGGAGUAGUGUAACACAAGUUGUUGUGUGGUGUGUAAAUAUGCUUUUUGUGCGACCGGAACGGAUCGAACCAUUCACCGAGCUAUUAGAGUGUGGGAGAAAGAACAAACACUCAUAACAAAAAAAAAAACAAUAAAUGUUACUACGUUAAGUAAGUAAUACACCGCAAGCGAACCAAA